AUGGCGAAUUCUGCUUCCCGCAUUCGACCUCCUGCUUUACCUGUAUCUCGAACAUGUAUCUGGAAGACUGUCGGUGAAGUCAGAAUAGCACUUGACAUUUACCUUCCUAGCAGCAAUGAUGGUACUAAUCAUCCCAUCAUGCUGUACAUCCAUGGCGGAGGAUGGAUUGCAAGCAACAAGACUGAUUAUUCUCGGCCUCUAUUUCAUAAGUUCCUUGCUCUUGGGUUCGUCAUUGUAUCAAUGGACUACAGGUUGCUCCCCGAAACGACAUUUGAUGGCCAACUGGAAGAUAUACGCGAUGUCGAGUCAUGGCUCAAGAACAACCUUCCUUUAGAACUUGAAGAGAUUAACUUCAAAGUUGCCACGGACAAGAUUGUGGUUGCUGGGGCCUCUGCAGGCGCUCAUUUAGCUCUCUUGACACCAAAACUCUGGUCUACCCUUCCAGCAUCCAUACUAUCAUUAUAUGGCCCCACAGAUAUGCGCCGAGUUCCAUAUCUUCGACGCGGACGACUAUCACAAUGCGACGCACCUUCCUGUACUCCGGAAGUUCUGGCUGCCGCAACGAAUUAUGGAAAGCCACCGACGGACAUGGGAUGUUCGAAUAUACCAUUAGGAUUUUCAACCCCGAGGAGUCAAAUAAACUUGAUGAUGUUUCGCGAAGGGCUUUCGGCCGAAGUACUACUAAAAGGCCUGAUAAGAGGUGAAGAUGGGGCUUUGCGAAUGCCAGACAAAGGCUCCGUCACUUCAGAAGAGAUCGAUGAGAUCAGCCCUCUGCAACUAUGCCAAAGAAUCAGGUAUCCGCCAAUCUACCAAGUCAUCGGUACUUCAGAUGACAUCUUUGAUACCUAUCACGUGACAGAAUUCCACGAUGCUCUCACAGCUCAAGGCAUUCAUUGUGAGAAGGUUUUGGUACCAGAAAAAGGUCAUGCAUUCGAUGUCUACGAAAAAGUUGGAGGCGAAGUCCAUACAAAGAUCCUUAAUCCUGCUGCGGAAUGGGCUGCUGCUUUCGCUCUUGGACCAGGAGGUCACAGGGUGCGAGCAACUGCAGAUUCUCCGCCUGAAAGCCCGUUGUGCUGUUGCUGA
This is a messenger RNA of Mollisia scopiformis, 1083 nucleotides long. RefSeq names its product alpha/beta-hydrolase. The record is from RefSeq and is a predicted model, not a curated record. Bases 1 to 1083 code for a protein of 360 amino acids. The transcript is spliced from 3 exons. Lineage: Eukaryota; Fungi; Ascomycota; Leotiomycetes; Helotiales; Mollisiaceae.